Lodderomyces oxycetoniae is the source of this 1626-nucleotide messenger RNA. RefSeq lists its product as uncharacterized. Bases 1 to 1626 code for a protein of 541 amino acids. Gene Ontology annotation, molecular function: phosphatase activity. The transcript has a single exon. NCBI's taxonomy places the organism in Eukaryota, Fungi, Ascomycota, Pichiomycetes, Serinales, Debaryomycetaceae. The record is from RefSeq and is a predicted model, not a curated record.
AUGUUGGUAUCGCCUGAGAACUUUGGAGUGGUUGAGCCGGGAAUAUACCGGUGUUCCAAGAUUGAAGUUGAGAAUUUUCAAUUUUUGGAAACUUUGAUUUUGAAAUCAAUAGUUAUUCUAGAUGCUGAAAAACCACCUAGACUCAUAUCUAACUUCAUUGAAUUGCACAAGAUUGAAUUGUACAGUUUGGGGGAUCUCAAAAUCUCAAAUCACCAUCAUACGGGGAUUUCAUCAAAGACGGAUUUGGAGGAUUACGAGCUAGAGAGCAGUAUUAAUAAUAGUAAUAAUAAUAAUAAUAAUAAUAAUAGUAGUAGUAGUAGCGGUAAUAGCAAUAAUAAUGGCGAUACAGGGUCUAGCUCAUCAAAGACAUCGUCGCAUUUCCCUAAUCAGGGCAUGCCUACUACAAAGAUACCGAUUGCUUCAUUUUCCUUGGCUCCAAGAACUACGCGAGAUCAAUGGAUGUUGAUUGAGAAAAACAUCAUUGUAAAGACGUUUGAAUUGAUGUUGAAUAAUAAACGACAUCCUAUAUUGAUAGUUGAUUCUACUGCUACAUUGAUUGGUAUUUUGCGAAAAAUCCAAAAGUGGAACUUUAAUCUGAUUUUGAAUGAGUAUAGAAUAUUUAACGGUACAUCAAACAAGAAUAAUUAUUUUGCUGAAACAUUUUUGGAAUUGAUUUCAGUGGAAUUGAUACCUUAUGAAAAUAGGAAAAGAAGCCCGUUUUCAAGUAGGAGAAAUAGUAUGGCGAGGUCUAGGCAUCUGAGCGGGCAAGCUCAAUUGCUACAGUUGCAGCGAAAUCUCGGAGCUCACUCUGCAGAUUGUAACGGAGAGGAACAGUUUGGAAAGAGGAUUUCAAGAGUUAGUAGUAGUGGAGAUUUAGGCCCAGACGGAGAUGCAGAAGAAGUCGCAAUUGCUGAAGAUAUUGAUGAUGCGGAUGCUAACAAGGAAGAAGACAAUGAAGAUGGCGAUGAUGACGAUGAUGACGACGAAUAUGAAGAUGAUGAAUAUGACAGCUUAGAUGAUAUGGACGAUAUGGAUGAUGAUUUACUUUCUGCUUCACCGCAGAUCCCCGAAAACUUGUUAAAAUUUGUUGAGCAACGAAGACACGAUAAGCAGCUGGUGAUAAUAAACGGCCAAAAUUCAGUGGACAAUGAUUCAGAAAAUGGGUUUAGUUCGUCGCCUAGAACGAUACAAAGUCCCAAUUUGACCAACAGCCUAGGACCGACAAGUCGAAACAAUAGCUUUACAAAUAAUGAAUCAUACUUAAACGUAGUUAGAGGAAUGGAUCGUCGUCGUUCAUCGGGAGAGAUAAUCAAGAAUAUAAAAUUUAGAAAUAAUGCUCAACAUAGACCAUCAUUAGAAAGCACUUCGCCUAUUCUUCUCAAACGCAAAAGUUCCAGGAGAAGUUCAUUCCUUGCCAGUGAUGAAAACAACAACAACAAUAAUAAUAAUAACAAGGUAGUUGACUUUGUAUAUUAUAAAAAUUUGCAUAAACAUCCCAUAAAGUUUGAAAAUGUUGGUACUAUAAGAUUGAAGUUGCCCCCAGAACAUAGAUUACCCGAAUGGUUUGUGAAAGGGCGAGACUUUUGGGAGAAAAACUAUAAACUGAUGAAUAAUGAAAGUCUGUGA